Molecule: messenger RNA, 691 nt
Organism: Tuber melanosporum (Perigord truffle)
Lineage: Eukaryota; Fungi; Ascomycota; Pezizomycetes; Pezizales; Tuberaceae
Exons: 1
Coding region: 1-606 (201 amino acids)
Molecular function (GO): L-alanine:2-oxoglutarate transaminase activity
Source: RefSeq, a predicted model, not a curated record
AUGCAGAAGGCAUCGCCAGGCGUUUAUGACGAGGUGGAGCUUGUCUCAUUUCAAUCUGUUUCCAAAGGAAUGGUGGGGGAAUGUGGCCAUCGCGGUGCUUACUUCGAGCUCGUCGGUUUUGAUCAAGAAGUACAAGCCCAAAUCUACAAACUGAUCUCUAUUGGCAUCUGCCCUCCCGUUAUCGGGCAGUGUCUUGUAGAAAUGAUGGUAAACCCACCAGCUCCGGGAUCACCAUCCUACCAGCUCUACCAGCAAGAGUACAGCUCUAUUUUCCAGAGCCUCGUGCUCCGAUCUCGUGCUCUACACGAAGCCUUCGUUAGGAUGGAGGGUGUUGAGUGCCAAGACCCUCUGGGUGCAAUGUACCUAUUCCCAACAAUCACCAUCCCCACCGCAGCAGUGGAGAAGGCUCAGGAGGAAGGUCGCCGCCCCGAUGAGUACUACUGUAUGAGACUCCUCGAAGCAACUGGUAUCUGUGUUACCCCUGGCAGUGGGUUUGGCCAACGUGAGGGCGAGUGGCAUUUUAGAACCACCUUCCUCGCUCCGGGGGUUGACUGGGUAGCCAGACUCGAGAAGUUCCACGAGGGCUUUAUGAACGAGUUCAGAUGACGAUGGGGUUCUGUGUUUGUCUCUUUUUAACUAGUUCCUAUCUCUUCUCUGCUGGAUGGGAAUGAUAUAUAUUUCUUUUUUCUCU